UUAUCCUUCACUAGAUGUGUUAGCUAUGGCUUCUUGCAAGGUAGAUGAGCUCGCAAGUGACACAAAGCAUUUUGCUUCAGGCUGUGGACAGCUGUCUGCAAGUGGCCCUGAUGACACUGCAGAGGAACUUCAAUCGGACAUGACAAAUGCUCCAGUUAAACCCCAGGCAUCUGGGAAAUUUCGGAGGACAGCCUUGAGAUUUUUUGGAGUCCGGAAAAGUAUUUGUAUUUUGCCGACUUUAUUUGGAGGAAGGAGUAAAAGUCAGAGCAAAUGGUCUUCAAAAAUAGGAAUUGGCAAAAGCAAAACCCAUGAUGGACUUAGCAAAGCAGGUCAAGAUGACAAUCUGGAAAGUGAAUAUGCAAUGGCUGGAAAUUUUGAGUAUCACAACCACAGUGACACAGCUGGAAAGCUCCACAAUAGUUCUCACAGUGAAUUUAGUCACGCAAUUGCUGAUCAGAAAUCUUUGUCUCUUUCUCGACAAAAAAAGGGUUUGAGGAGUCUAUUUCAUAGCAUUAGGCAUCACAGAAACCACAGAAAUGCUGAAUCAGACAAAAAUGAAAUGAUUGCAAUGUCCUCUCCUCUUUGUAAGAAAAAGGUGCCUGUUGUCCAUGACAACAGUAGCUUAGAGUGCCUGGACAGUUUGUCUGAACCCGAUGUGCCUGAUCUUGCAGAUGUCACAUGUGAUAUCACUAUUGCUCCUGAAUGUAUUGAUGCUGGUGAUGUGGUGCUGGAGAGCAGUGUGGUAAAGCAAGAAAGGCCUAUGUCUGUGCUUGAUGAUCAGACACUUGAAGAUCAGAUGGAGGGAAUGAAAAUAAUCACUACGGUUUCCAGUGAAUAUGAUGAGGACUCCAGAACGCACAGUGAGUCCUGUCAGCAACUUGAGAUGACUCCUGAGCCUUUAACAGAGAGCCAGCUACGUAUCGGCUCAACAGAUCAGCUCAACCUCAUCUUGGGAGAUGUUGCAUCGUUGAAGAGCUUUGACUCACUAACUGGAUGUGGUGAUAUCAUUGCAGACCAAGAUGAUGAUAGUAUAUCAGACAGUACUGUUUCUGGAGAAAGGAGCAGGAAUGCAGGAAAAAGGAUUUCUUGUUAUCUCACUUACCAAGGUGGGGGUGAAGAAAUGGCUUCCCCUGAUGACUUUGAUGGGGACAGUCUUCAUGCCCUCUGGGGCAACAAAACUGCAGAAGAAAUCUGCUGCUCUUGUGACAAAGACCACACUGUAGCUUUGAGCGUCGAGUUGUCAAGUUCAAAUCACAUGAACUUUACAAACAGUAACAGUGCACAUCAAGGUGAAGCUACAGACAUCUCUGCUUCGAUUGCUGAUGUUUUGACACCUCAGAGUGAACAUCAAGAAUCUGUUCCAAACAGUGAUGAGGGCUACUAUGAUUCAACCACCCCAGGGCCAGAUGAAGGGCAGGAAAAGGUUGAUAGAAUAAGGGGGGACAGAUUACCGAGAGAUAGUUACAGUGGCGAUGCCCUCUAUGAACUUUUUGCUCCGGAUGAAAGUCUUAUAAGUCCACGUUUUGAAGACCAGCCACAGCUGCCUAAUUCUGAGUCUUGUGGGUAUUUACAUGAGGCAGUAGAUAUGACAGACUCUGUUUUUGUCCCUGAAGUGAAUCAAUUACAAAUGUGUCCCAACCUAAAUCAAGUUCAUCAAGAUUUCCUGUCAACUGAAAUGCCAACCAUUUGUAAUAAAUACACAAGGGAUCUGCAUGACAACGACUUGCAUCAAAACAGUAAUUUGAAUUCAGAACCCCAAGGCUCUCUUAAUAAGACUAUCAAAUUGCAGGUUUUUGAUGAAAAAGAAAAUAUGCUUGCUGCACUUGAGAAUCGGACAAAAUCCAUAAAUACCGAUUGUGUACAAAGUCCCACAGCAUUUACAAGCAGGUCUGAUCCAAAUUUUGAUCGCUUUUCUGCCGACACAUUUUGCAAGGUGCAAGAACAGCACCUUGAGGAAAACAAGCCUGUGGCUCUAUCAUACAGAACUGUCAGUACCUGUUCUGCAAUUUCAAAUGAUUUAGAAGAUGGGCAGACUGUUUGCUUUUCACAAGCACUUGUGGACUACACAAAACACUCUCAGUUGUUGAGUAAUCCACACAACAGUAUAGAUGGUUUAGAGAAUAAUUCUUCCUUUGCACAGAAUAUGCAGGCCUUACCUACUAUUGUCACAUUUGAUGUAGUGGAUAUGCAUAAUGAGGGUGAAUAUGAUGAGCAAAUUCACAUGGAAAUGGAGGAAGACAUCACAUCACCUUAUCAACAGUUUGAAGAAAGCUAUUUACAAAAAGACGCAUUUGCUGAAUGUGACUAUCAAUUGUUAGGCUUGUAUGAACAAGAUCUAUCAAGUAAUGCAUGGGCAAUUGCCAGUCUGCCACGGCACCUAGGCCUUACAAGAGUAAAUCAGCCUAUGGCUAGUCAGUUGUCUCUAGAUAGGAGAAGUAGAUCACUGGACACGGAAGGCCUAGAGUUAAAGAUGUUUGACAAACACAGGAGGGAAAGAGUUAAUGUUGCUUCUUCUCCUCAGAUAGAGAAAUGUUCUAAAAGAGUGUCCUCCCUCCAUCAUCAAAAUAAUGUACAUAGUUCCACACCAGAAGUCAGUGACAGUAGCAGCGUCAUGUGCUCAUCAAUGCAAAAAAAGACAGAGGAGUCUUUAAAUCCCCCUCUAACGGGUGUAAAAUUAACUGGAAAAAUGCACACUGCCUGUCCAACCCAUAUAAAACAAACAGUAUUUUCAGGGCCAUCAAGCAGUAACUUUCUUAGCAGUAAGCCACAAUUACCAUCAAAUGGAUCAGAAAGGGUGUCUUGUGAAUUUAUUUCACAAAAUACAGAGCUUUGCGACAGACAGUGUCAUGAAUCAGAUUCUUGUUUAUCUCAUGGCACCUUUGUUUUUUCUGGCGUCAUGGGGGGUGAGUUAUUAGUGAGAACUGUUCCACCAUCAAAUGAGGAUAUUUUUUACACAACUACCAUUAACACCCAACCAUACAGUCAGUGUAGUAAAAAUAGACCACUGACUGUUGCCCAAGGAAUGUCUCAUUCUGGAAGUUCACAGAACACAAAUGGUUCUUAGGAUAAAGUAGACUUCAUCAGUGAAGCAAGGAAAGCCAUGGAUAUGGUUUGCCCUGUGGCCUGCAGCAAAUAUCCAGAGGCCACCCCUAAUUAAGAGGAGGGCAUUCAUUCAGUUGGCAGUCAGCCCAUAUUUGUUUUCACCAAUGAGUAUCUUUUAUGUUACAUUGGAUGAAUUGAUUGUUACUUCAAUUGUAUUU
Lampris incognitus (smalleye Pacific opah) is the source of this 3260-nucleotide messenger RNA. It is a transcript of the gene amer1, whose product is annotated as APC membrane recruitment protein 1. Gene Ontology annotation, cellular component: plasma membrane. Gene Ontology annotation, biological process: regulation of canonical Wnt signaling pathway. Lineage: Eukaryota; Metazoa; Chordata; Actinopteri; Lampriformes; Lampridae. The transcript has a single exon. Gene Ontology annotation, molecular function: phosphatidylinositol-4,5-bisphosphate binding; beta-catenin binding. The record is from RefSeq and is a predicted model, not a curated record. Bases 26 to 3064 code for a protein of 1012 amino acids.